UGGAGCACUACGGCACGUUACGAGCGGGCGAGCGAUCAUAACGCGCAGCGCUCGUAAGAACUGUUUUCGGUUGCCCCAAUCCCCUUUCAUCGAUUUACCCGCCGCGCGUUCCUUGCGCGAACGCCCGCGGCUUGGCGGUCGUCUCGUUGACAACUGGAAAACAUGGCGACGUACUCACGAGAGGAGGAGGACGAGGAGAUCGGGCAAGAAGACGCGUGGACGGUGAUCAGCUCGUUUUUCGAGGAGAAAGGCUUAGCACGUCAGCAACUGGACUCGUUCAAUGAAUUUAUCCAACACGCGAUGCAGGAGAUUGUUGUAGAUGAGAUGUCGUCUUUCGAGCUCGAGCCUGAGCAGCAGCACGUGCCCGGAGAGGAGGGAGAGGGUGGUGAAAAGAAGACAUACAAAAUUUCUUUUAAGCAGAUUUAUCUUUCAAAACCUAUGGUGACCGAGGCAGAUGGCAUGACGAGCACGCUGUUUCCCAAAGAAGCGCGCUUAAGGAACUUGACAUACUCUGCGCCGCUGUACGUGGACAUGGAGAAGACAGUCACUACUGUCACUUUAGACUCGCAGAAGACAGAGGAGGUUGAAAAGAUCAACAAGGUGUUCAUUGGAAAAGUUCCGAUCAUGCUUCGCAGCGAAUACUGCUCACUGCACGACCACACGGACAAAGAGCUCACAGAGCUUGGUGAGUGCCCGUAUGAUGAAGGUGGAUAUUUCAUAAUAAACGGAAGUGAGAAGGUAUUGAUAGCUCAAGAGAAGAUGAGCAGCAACCACGUGUACGUCUUCAAGAAGAGGCAGCCAAGCAAAUAUAUGUGGGUGGCGGAGUGCAGGAGCAGCCCAGAGAGCGGUGCACGGGCGGCAAGUGCGUGUGUCGCGAGGAUGUUGCACAGUCCAGGUACAAAGAUGGAGCCUGGGUGCAUCAGAGUCACGCUUCCGUACAUUCGUACAGAUAUUCCCCUGUUUGUUGUAUUCCGUGCGCUCGGUUUUGUUGCAGAUAAAGAUAUACUGGAGCACAUCGUGUACGAUUUUAAUGAUCACGAUGCGAUGGAGCUUUUGAGACCCUCUAUCGAAGAGGCUUUGCCUAUUCAGUCGAAAAAAGUUGCCCUAGACUAUAUUGGAAAACGAGGUUCCGCUGUUGGGGUUUCGCGAGAAAAACGCAUCAAGUACGCUCAGGAUAUUUUACAAAAGGAACUUCUGCCACACGUUGGGGUCGACGAGGAGUGCGAAACAAGGAAGGCAUAUUAUCUUGGGUACAUCGUGCACAGACUGCUGCUGUGCGCACUGGGAAGACGCAACGAAGACGACCGGGAUCAUUUCGGCAACAAGCGCAUGGAUUUGGCCGGUCCCCUGAUCGCCAUACUAUUCAGACAGCUGUUCCGGAAGUUAACCAAGGAUGUGCGGCUCUACUGUCAGCGUUGUGUCGACAGCGGAAAGGAAAUUCAACUGACAUUGGCAGUCAAGGCGAAGACUAUCACAUCCGGACUAAAAUACUCACUUGCAACGGGCAACUGGGGUGCGCAAGGAGCGCAAGACAUCAGAGCUGGCGUGUCUCAGGUCUUGAACCGAUUGUCAUUUUCAUCGACGUUGAGUCACCUUCGACGGCUUAACUCGCCGAUCGGACGCGAGGGAAAGCUGGCAAAGCCACGACAGCUGCAUAACUCACACUGGGGAAUGGUAUGUCCCGCAGAGACACCUGAAGGGCAGGCGUGCGGUCUUGUGAAAAACCUCUCCCUCAUGGCACUCGUUUCUGUAGGCUCACCAAGCUCACCUGUGCUUGAGUUUUUGGAGGAGUGGACAAUGGAAAACUUAGAGGAGAUUUCACCUAGUGUUAUCAGCCAUGCGACAAAAAUAUUCGUGAACGGUGUGUGGGUUGGUGUGCAUCGUGACCCUGCGGACUUGGUAAGAACCCUCCGAGAGCUGAGACGCAAAGUCGACAUCACAACCGAGGUCGGCAUUGUACACGACAUAAGGCUGCAGGAGUUGCGUCUAUACACUGACUACGGCCGCUGCAUUCGCCCGCUGUUUAUCGUUGAGGACCAGAGAAUGAAGAUUAAAAAACGAAACAUCGAAAUGUUACAGGAAAAGGACAUCACUGGUUUUACUUGGAACGAUCUCGUGUCUAGCGGUUGUAUCGAGUACGUUGACACAGAAGAGGAGGAGACGACUAUGAUUUCGAUGACGAUCGAAGAUCUCGUUCAAGCCAGGUUGCUUGCAAACAACGAGACUUCUGUGCAGCACAUGUACACGCACUGCGAGAUCCACCCAUCCAUGAUCCUUGGCAUUUGUGGUUCCAUUAUCCCAUUCCCAGAUCACAACCAGUCGCCGCGGAACACGUAUCAGAGCGCAAUGGGUAAGCAAGCAAUGGGGAUGUAUGUCACCAAUUUUCAACUACGAAUGGAUACGCUCGCGUAUGUUUUGUUCUACCCGCAGAAGCCGCUCGUGACGACACGCGCGAUGGAACAUUUGCACUUCAGGGAACUCCCUGCAGGAGUAAACGUCGUUGUCGGGAUCAUGUGCUACACCGGAUACAACCAAGAGGACAGCGUUAUCAUGAAUCAGAGUAGCAUUGACCGUGGUCUAUUUCGUAGCAUCUUCUACAGGUCGUUCAAGGACGAGGAGAAAAAACAGGGGAGUUUGACCAAAGAAGAUUUGGAGUGUCCGAGCCCAGAGACGACGCUCGGGAUGCGACACGGAACUUACGGUAAGCUCGACAAGGACGGGUUAAUCUGCCCAGGGACGCGAGUCAGCGGGGAGGACAUAAUUAUUGGCAAAACUUCACCGCUUCCAGAUGACGACCCGAGUGCUGCGUCAAAUCGGUUCACGAAGCGUGAUUGUAGCACUGGUAUGAAGAACAGCGAGACAGGUAUAAUCGACCAGGUUCUUCUCACAACCAAUGACCAAGGGCUGCGUUUUGUAAAGAUACGCGUUCGCUCCUGCCGCACUCCGCAAGUUGGCGAUAAAUUUUCAUCAAGACACGGGCAAAAGGGCACCAUUGGGAUGACAUACACGCAGGAGGACAUGCCUUUUACGUGUGAAGGGGUCGUUCCCGAUAUUAUUGUCAAUCCGCACGCAAUUCCAUCGCGAAUGACCAUAGGGCAGCUCGUUGAGUGUUUGAUGGGUAAAGUUGCGGCGAUGAUGGGAAAAGAAGGGGAUGCAACACCGUUCACACCGGUGACAGUUGAAAACAUAUCAGACAUGCUACACCAGUGCGGUUACCAGAAACGAGGAAACGAGGUGAUGUACAAUGGUCACACAGGACGGAAGCUCGAGGCGAAAAUAUUUCUUGGACCAACUUACUACCAGCGUUUAAAGCAUAUGGUUGAUGACAAGAUCCACUCAAGAGGAAGAGGACCAGUUCAGAUAUUGACACGCCAGCCAAUGGAGGGACGAUCUAGAGACGGAGGGUUGCGUUUCGGUGAGAUGGAACGUGACUGCAUCAUCUCUCACGGCGCUGCCGCGUUUCUAAAAGAGCGGUUGAUGGACCAGUCUGAUGCUUACCGUGUACACGUGUGCCAGACUUGUGGCCUGAUCGCAGUGGCGAACCUAAAAAAUCAAACUUUCGAAUGCUGCAAGAAUCCGUCUGAGCGGAUGAAGGUGGUGCAGGUGCUUCUACCGUAUGCGUGCAAGCUACUCUUCCAAGAGCUUAUGUCCAUGGCGGUAGCUCCUCGGCUCGUCACGUAGUGUCUUUAUUUUUGCAACAAUAUGAAAACCUUUCUGAGGAUAAGAGGAGCUUUUCUUCAUACAACUUUGUAGAGUAGCAUGUAGUAUUUAUCAUUGUAUACGUACGCAGGCUUCGCUUCU
Messenger RNA from Micromonas pusilla CCMP1545, 3801 nucleotides. RefSeq lists its product as uncharacterized. The record is from RefSeq and is a predicted model, not a curated record. Gene Ontology annotation, cellular component: RNA polymerase II, core complex. Gene Ontology annotation, biological process: DNA-templated transcription. Gene Ontology annotation, molecular function: ribonucleoside binding; DNA binding. NCBI's taxonomy places the organism in Eukaryota, Viridiplantae, Chlorophyta, Mamiellophyceae, Mamiellales, Mamiellaceae. The coding region runs from base 163 to 3681 and encodes 1172 amino acids. The transcript has 2 exons.